Molecule: messenger RNA, 2488 nt
Organism: Cadophora gregata
Lineage: Eukaryota; Fungi; Ascomycota; Leotiomycetes; Helotiales; Ploettnerulaceae
Exons: 2
Coding region: 64-1473 (469 amino acids)
Source: RefSeq, a predicted model, not a curated record
CUUCUCUAUUCCCUUCACUGUAAGCAGUCUACGGAAUUGUUAUAACUCCAUCGAUAUACAAUCAUGACCUCUUCGGCAGCCAAGCUACCGACGCAGGAUGCCAAAAACGAGGCUCUUUGUACAUUUUGCCUUGGUAUCAAUAUCCAGUCCCUCAAGAGUAGCAUAGGCUACGAGCACCAGCCAAAUUUUGCAUCACUUGUUCUAAGUUCAUCAACAUGUCCCUUAUGCGAGCUUAUUACGCAAUCAGUGAAACGCACACUGAACAGAAACCGAGUUUUGAUGCAUAGCCUCAGCGAUGACCUUGGACCAGUACGCCUUAUUAGUGCUGGCCGAAGUCUGGCUCCAAAAACGAAAGCUAACCGGGUUUGUCCUGAAGGUCCAGUUGACGAAUUUCUCUUGUUGGAUGAGAUCGCGGUGGCGAUUGGAGAAGAAUUAGUGAGGAAGAGAUGCUUCUCCUCAUUUGGUGCACAGCUCGUCAUGGUUGCUGCAAAGGGCUCUGCCGCGGAAGCAGCUGGGGUUCAAGCUGGCCAGUUGAAUGACCGUUAUGCCCUUUCAGAGAAUAACAUCCAGCGAAUCAGUGAGCUGUUGAAAACUUGUUGUCUCAAUCACAAUCAAUGUUCGUCGGAAAUGUUUCACAACCUCAGCAGCAAACAUCAUGAAAAGUACGGAAAUUUCGGUCUCCCAAGUCGAUUAAUCGAUGUGAUGAUGGAAGAUCAGUCGAAGGUCAGGUUAGUGGAUGUACAAGGUCGACAUGAAUACAUUGCUCUAAGCUACUGCUGGGGCAAGUCCCAACGCUUAGUCACCACUAAGGACAACCUUGCUCAAAUUCAAAUGGGUAUUGAGAUCUCUUGCUUUGCCAAAGCCAUUCAGGACGCGGUACUCUUCACCCGAAAGCUCAAAACUCGCCACCUCUGGGUUGACGCGCUAUGCAUCAUCCAGAAAGGCGAUAAUUAUGUAGAUUGGGCAUGCGAAUCCCAAAAGAUGGCUUUGAUAUACGGUCAAUCCUAUCUCACAAUCGCAGCAGCCUCAACCAAAGGUUCCGACGAAUCAUUUCUUGACGUACCCAGAUCUCCCCGCGUUGCUUGUCCGUUCCGCGGAACUCCCAAUUCGGACCCGAGUGGCGAACUCUUCUUCAGCAUACCAUUCAUUGAUUUCGCAGAAGAUUUUGAGUCUGGAACGUAUGGCAGCCAUCUUGCUACACGCGGAUGGGUCAAGCAAGAGAGACUAUGUUCACGACGUACCGUGCACUUCACAACGCGCAAGAUGUACUGGGAGUGCAGAUCCACGCUCUGGGCCGAGACUGGUGAGAUCUGUAAACCUCUGUUCUAUGAUGGCUCCAAACAGGCCGCGACAUACUCUCGAGGCAUGCAGCUUCUGAGACUGGGGCAUUCGUCUACCAACAACGCCGGAAUUACCAACCUUUUCUUGAGCAUAUGGUCAGAGGUGGGGAGGAAUUCUCCGAGUUGCAGUUGACUAAAUCAAGAGACAGGCUUCCUGCAAUUGCAGGCCUAGCCAGACUUGUCACCCUUAGCUUUCCUGGCCGGUACUUGUCGGGGAUGUGGGAGCAAAACCUCUCUAAUGCUCUGCUGUGGGUGCCGAGGACACGCCCCAUGAGGCUGGCAGUGGGGACAGGUGUACGUGCCACAUCUUGGUCUUGGGCUAGCACUGUCGAUCCUGUUAAGAGUUCCACUGGUAUUGAUGGUGUUGACAGCCCAGACUGCCGCAUUGAUUUACGCCAAGUCAUCACCUCGUCUGACGGGUCUGAAAUACUAGAGCAUGUCGGGGCAGAUAUAUGAGUGUCACGUCUCAUUGGAACCGGAGUUGAAACCUAAAACCUCGAGAAAGCACUGGAAAAAUCCGUCGGGAGAUGAAGACAGCGGUCCGGAGUAUAAAUUCUGGCCAUUGCUUUCGGAGGAUGCGGAUCUUCCUCAGAAUGGAGCCAAUAACGUAUGUCGAUUCGAUCGCGAGAGAGGUAGUCAGAAUAAGUUCUUCUUCCUUCGGCUUGAAUGCUCAGCAAAAAUGGCGCUUUGCCACUGUAGAGGGUUACUCCUCGAUUGCAAGAAUGACGUUUCAUCGGACCAGAUCUCAUACACACGUGUCGGUGUUGGGUGGGCUUCGGAUCCUAUUUGGCACGACACCAAGAGCUCAUUAGUACGUCUCGGGUAGCUUUUACAACAAAGUCAACACUCCUGCUGAGUAGGCUCGACUGCUUCCUGUCUGCGCCGAACUAGAUCGGAUAGUUGUGCUGUCUUUAACUUGCGCUUCAAGACCCAUAAAGCAGCCGAAGACGAGGAAUUAGGAGACAACUUGGUCAAAUGCUGCUUGGUGACUUCUGGGAUAUCAUGUGUCGGAUGGAUGUAAAGAAGAAAGGGAUUUCAGAUAGUUUAUGAACUUUCAAAAGGGGUAUCAAGAUUUCCUCAUGGUCUGCUAUAUCAGCCAUGGCCCAACCAUCCAAAGCAGACAGCAUAACAACUUUAAUCUCCCUCCA